Cottoperca gobio is the source of this 6807-nucleotide messenger RNA. RefSeq names its product diacylglycerol kinase, gamma (gene dgkg). Gene Ontology annotation, cellular component: plasma membrane. The coding region runs from base 617 to 1780 and encodes 387 amino acids. The record is from RefSeq and is a predicted model, not a curated record. Gene Ontology annotation, biological process: phospholipase C-activating G protein-coupled receptor signaling pathway. The transcript is spliced from 11 exons. Gene Ontology annotation, molecular function: ATP-dependent diacylglycerol kinase activity. Lineage: Eukaryota; Metazoa; Chordata; Actinopteri; Perciformes; Bovichtidae.
AUUAAUUCAGGGUGGAUGGGAGGGAUGUUGCUGCUGUCCCUGCCGAGGCUCCAGUGCCUCUGCUGUCGUGCUGCUUGUAGCCGAGUGUUUGUGUGAGCAGAGAGGACGAGUCUGCUGCUGCUGCUUACUGGGAACCAGACACCAGUCCAGCCCCGACUCCACAUCCUGGAGCCCACCGACUGACUGACUGUGUGACUGACUGUGUGACUGACUGACUCGCUGGGUCUUCAGUACACGACCAAACGGGGAUGUUACAUGGACUAUAGUGGGAGCAGGACUGCAGAGAGGUCAGUGGAGUCAUGAGGAGUUAUUGACUGACAGACAAUCUCCACCUUAGCUUUUGUAUUUUGGCGAUAUUCAGGCUUCAGAGAAACACGUGAGGAACCCUCCAUCGUUUUCUGCCUCCUCCACUGCUCAUGCGGCCUCAGUCAUUUCUACUUCCCACCUCCCGUGUGCUCACAAGGUGCUUGUUGUAAAGAGGCAGAGAUGACAUCCCACAAACUCUUCGUCUCAGCCUCCUUACACAGCUUGACCCAAGGAUAACCAUCGAUCCUCCAAGCGGCACUAAAGGACCGACACUCCCCGACACAGAGCCGCGCCCCUGGCUGCAGGCAGUAUGGGAGACGGGAGCUGGGUAUGUCUGAGCCCAGCUGAGUUCACCCAGCUGCAAAAAUACAGCGAGUACUCCACGAAGAAGCUGAAGGAUGUGCUGGAGGAGUUUCACGGUGACGGAAUUCUUUCCAAAUACAACCCAGAGCAGGUGUGUCUGCAGCGCAACGCCAUCAUCCUCCAUCCACCUCCAUCUUUUCUGUCACUUGAUAUUCUGCGUGCACAAACACACGUUGACGUUAUCGGAUGCUUGUUAAGUUCCUUUGAUUCAGUACAACUUCUCUCGCCACAGUGCUUUAGGCACCCUCCAGUGGCCAUCCUCCCGCUGGGCACAGGGAACGACCUGGCACGCUGCUUACGCUGGGGAGGAGGGUACGAAGGCGGCAGCUUGCUCAAGUUCCUUCGGGACAUCGAGCACGGCACAGAGGUGGUGCUCGACCGCUGGAACAUAGACAUUGUCCCUGAUGACAAGGAGGAGAAGGGAGACCCUGUUCCUUACAGCAUCGUCAACAACUACUUCUCUAUUGGAGUGGACGCCUCCAUCGCCCAUCGCUUUCAUCUGAUGCGGGAAAAGCACCCUGAGAAGUUCAACAGCAGAAUGAAGAACAAGCUGUGGUACUUUGAGUUUGGCACCACUGAGACCAUAUCAGCCACCUGCAAGAAACUUAACGAAUGCAUAGAAGUCGAGUGCGAUGGUAUCAUCUUGGACCUCAGCAACACCUCGUUAGAGGGCAUCGCUGUGCUCAACAUUCCCAGCAUGCACGGCGGCUCAAACCUGUGGGGUGAGUCGAAGAAGAGGAGGAACUACAACCGCAUGAGCAAGAAGGUUCCUGACAGGAUGCCAGCCAGCACCGUCACAGACGCUAAAGAGCUCAAAUUUUGCAUGCAAGACUUCAGUGACCAGCUGUUGGAGGUGGUUGGGCUGGAAGGGGCGAUAGAGAUGGGACAGAUCUAUACCGGACUGAAGAGUGCUGGACGCAGACUUGCUCAGUGUGCCAACGUCACCAUCAGGACGUCCCGGCGGCUGCCCAUGCAGAUUGAUGGCGAGCCCUGGAUGCAGCCCCCCUGCACGAUCCGGAUCACACACAUGAACCAGGUCCCCAUUUUGCUGGGCACGCCUCAGAAGACGCCGUUCUUUUUCUUCAAGAAACGCAACCGGAGCCGCGACUAGGACACAUGCAUGCGCACACAAACACACACACACACACACACACACACACACACCACCCACUGUAUAGGCAGCUCCAUCAGACGACUGGUACACUGUUCCCAGGGUCUCAUUGUCAGGAUGCCUACAGACAGUUUAUUCCCAGAGGAACCUGCAGCGACGGCACCCGACAUGAAAACUCUCAGUAUCCAGUACCGACCUCUUCCUGUGUGACCAUCAUGCUCUGCCCCAGAAUUGGAUUUAGUUUAGUCCCCUCCCCCCUGUCUAAAAACUCAGCCAGUACUGCACUGCCCGCCUAACACAACUCCAGAGUGCAGAAAGUGAUGGGAAAUAAAAGAGCUCAAACAGUAAGCAGGAGAAGAAGUGUGGCAGUCAUCGUGGUCGUUUGUAAGGCCGCUGCGUAAACACACCCACCUCUGUUUUAAUACACCUGUAUGAAUAAUGAAAUGGCGGCAGCUUGUAAGAGGGCUCGCUCCCCACAGACCGACAGCACGAUGCAGAGGAGAAGAGCGGACCAACCUCAUCCAUUAUUGACUUGUUUGUUUGUGUGUUGAUGGCAGUGGGGCGUAACGCUGGCCUGGACUGGGUUGAAACAUGCAGGGAUUCUUUUGGCCCUUUAGCAUCACUGGCCUACAAAAAACAGAUCCUUUAAACCACAUUUACAGACUGCGGAUGAUCCGGCAGUGGAGGUUCCUGUGCAGUUAUCACUGUGUAAAUUGAGUAUAGAUAGAAAGUAGAGAUUGGAGAUGUUGUAGCCUACUUAAGGCGAGACACUACAGGCAAAUACUCUCUUUUCUUUCAAGCACAAGUUUGAGAUUUUAGGGUAUUUUGCUUCCAUAACACGUGUUCUUAUAAACUAGUGGAAAGAAAACAUCCAAAAGACAUAAUUAAGUGUUUAUCUAUUCACCUUUAGUGUAGGAAUUUUACAAUAUAUAUGCUGAAAGGAAGUUUUUGAGCUAUAAAUCUCCACUUCAGUAGCAACAAACACCAAACUGUAUUUCUACAGAUUCUGAUUUUAAAUAACAUUUUAUUCCUAAAAACAUAGCAGAAAACAUCGAUAUCCAAAAUUCCCUCUUCUUUCACUGCAAUAUGUCAACAAAAUUUAACAAGAAUUUUUAAUCUAGUUUUAUCUAGAUGUAUGCAGAUAUGCACAUUAAUAAAGAUAAUACCUCAUUUGCAUAUUUAAACAUAACAUUUCAGAAAACUUGUAAUACAAAAAAAUAUUAUAUUAAUGUAACUAAUGUAACUGGAGAAGUUUCAUAGGGAUAUAUAUUAGUCAAUCUUUUUACCCUGCAGUGUCUCCUCUAACUCUAACAAUUCAAAUUGCAUCAACAGCUCCCGUGUGCCAUAGGACACUUUCAUUGGGUCAAGGAUUUAAAUAAAUCCCCUCAAGGGUAUUACAGCAGGCCCGGGGGUUUUAUAUUUACCAGAGCAUUGACAGGGGAACUAAAUGUAUCCCUCUAUUUCAGGGAGGGUCUAUCUCUCCUCCACUGAAACCCUACGCCUAAUUACUGUGUCAAACAUCCACUCACAAUGUCAAGUGUGCUGUCGGAGCGCACACCCCAGCCUGCCCCUGCUGCUUCCACACAUCCAUGAUGAGUUUCACCUGCUAAAGAUGCUAACGGAGGAAAAAUAGGAGGAAUUGUGUUUGAUGGAGGAUGGAUGUAGUUCAGUGUUUUUAAAGAAUGUAUCCAUAUUACUGUCUCCACAAUAUGGCAAACUAUAUUAUACAGUGUGUGCAGAAAGAGUAUAUGUAUAUUUCUGGAAAGUAAGAGUAGCUCACAUAUACUGUACACACGAAUGUGUUUUUAAUAUAUCAUUGUUAUUAAUGUGGAAAUCUUAGCUUAGAGGAGUUCGGAUCAGUAUUCUUCACCGUGCAGAGCCGCUGCAGUCGCUCUCUGGAGACCGUUUCCCACUUUGUCUCAUUCACGUCGUUUCAGAUUUGAGUUUAGUUUUGUAUCUUCUUUGCUUUUCUCUGCUUGUAGAAGAAACGGGAACAACAAAUGCAUCGUAAUAACAGAACGUGUGGCAAAAUAAUCUCGAACAUAGAGCUUCAUACGCGGUCUAAAGCUACACCAAUAACAACUUGAUGUGGAUGUAUAUCGGCGUACAUGUCCGCUCACAAGAAAUGACAAUAAAGAAAUGUAAUAAAGAUAAAUGUAGUCUACACUCUUAGCUAGCGGCUCUAUGAGUUUAUGUGCUUUGAGCUAAAUGCUAACGGCAGCAUUCUAACAUGCUAACACUGACAAUGUUUUCCCGCAUGUUAGCAUGCUAAUGUUAGCACAUUAGCAUGCUAACAUGCUAACACUGACAAUGUUUUUCCAGCGUGUUAGCAUGCUAAUGUUAGCAAAGUAGCAGUGAACACAAAGCACAGCUUGCAGGUAUUUGUACCAAAGUAUUGGAAACAUGUAAUACAAUGUCCACCUGCUGGUGGCGCUGAAUUAAAAGUUAAGGUAUCAUGUGAGGAGAACCAAAUAACAAAUGGCCGUACAGUCAAUAGUUGUUGAGACAUUUUACUCAAAACCACCAAUCUGAACCUUGUGGUGGCGCUAGAGGGAAAGUCAGGGGAUCACCGAAGUCUGUGCGAUUCAUCUUCUGGGGAACAUGAAUAUCUGUGCAAUACUUCAAUGGCGUUAUUUCAGUCUGGACCAAAGUGGUGGACCGACCACCAAACAAAUUGCAAAUAAUUCUUAUGAAAGAAUAUCAACAUAUAUCACCUUUUUGUAACUCUCAAACAUCACUAUCGCCCUCAGGUAGGUAAAGAAAAUAUUUUGUCACACACGCCGAAAACACACCAGAGCCUGCGACGAGCUGCCAAUGCAAUGUCUAUGGAAAUCUGCGGCGGCGAUUUGCGUCCACAGAGCAGAAAUGUUUCAUUAUUGCAGCCACCGCACUUGGCCGCUGCCUGGUGUUUCUUUCAAGCUCAAUAAAUUUAAAGGCAAGAUUGCGAAAGAGAACGUAAAGGUUGAAUGUUGAAACUCAAGCGAUCUAAUAUGUGACGUGAGUGAGACGUUUGUGGGAGACCGUCUCACCCCCUGCUGGGCGGAGGGAGGCUGCUGAGGUGUUCUGAUGGUACAAACCGAGCUCCGCUGUAGGGUCGGGCUUUGAAGCCUUUAUACCCUGUUUCCCUUUAAAAUACACCGAGUCUUACUCUUGCACCCAGGCCCCAGCGUAUCUUCGUACAUCAGAUAUUAACCCUAACCCAAAUGUGAUUUUGGGUUCCUCCAAACAGCAUCAACUGGGAGGGAGUUAGUCAUGUGUGAAUGUCAUCCAAAAAACAAGAAACACAGCAAAUCAUGAUGUUUUCCUCUCUUCAUCUGGAGGCUCGUUGUCCCUAAGUGGAGCCUGGGUGCCAAAAGAAGUCUGUGAUAAAAGAGUGCAUGUUUACAGUAACUUUACAUUUAUUGAGAAUUGUUUUAGACAGCUAUAUUAUCAAGUGUAUAUAUUUGUUUAUAAUAUUUUAUCUGAAGUUAACUUGCAUCACCGCAUGCCUGCUGAAACAAAAGGAGAGUGAACAAAAGAGUGGAUCCGACUAUUCAAACUUAUUUCUUUUGCUUAAAACCAUUUAUCUGAUAUUUUUAUUUGUAGUGUCUUUUUAUUUAUUCUGGCAGCAUGUUUAUAAUCAUGUGCAAGAAAAAGGCAGAGAAGAAGGACAGGAAGUAGAAUUCCCAGAUGAAGUUUCUGCUGUUACAUCCUUUUGUGAUUUAUUGUGGAGUCAAAGGACGGCAACAUGAACGCCCACACAGCCGGUCUGAGUGAAUUUCCAAUAUGUGUCACAAAUCAUGUCUAUUCCUGUCCUCUUCAACUAAUCAAUUGCCUUAACGGAUACAUGGAGCCGCUCUGUGCUCACGGCUUUGCACAGUGCUCACGGAGGAAAGUACAAAGAUGAUUACUUGCAGCAGCAUAUUGAAUAAAUAUACCCAAAAGGAAUUUCUUAAAGCCCGACGGCAUUUAGACGAACAUUCGGACGGUUUUAUCAAUAUUUGGCAGUUAGGUCGGUGAGCGUUAUGGAACGAUGUGAUUAACAAACGAGGGCGGUGAUAUCUGUGUGCAUCUUUAUCUGCAGGGUUUCCCGAAGCAAGUUGUGUUUAAAGAUGAGGCGACGACUCCCGUAAAAAACUAACAAAAAAAGACCAAAACCAACAACGUGUUGCUCUCACACGCCCUUUGUUCUUACUUAAACGUAACAUUUCCGCAUUAAAAUGCCGACAAACAAGUAGAUCUAUGUUAUACAUUUUCGUUGACUCGUGUUUCACAUUAUCCCAAAUGUUUCCAACAAUUUUCAACACCAGAGAAAUCUGUCAUUUUAAUCAAAGUAAAGGUGCGUUUCAUUUGGUCGCCUGUCACGACGUCGUCUCCCCUCUGAGCAUGUGUCAGUGUUGUGUCAGCCAGAAGAUUCACAAAUGUUAUCCAGUUUCAAGCCACAUUAUUACCCUGCACUUUAUAGUUUUUAAUUAUGUAUUUUAACCGGAUGAAGGAUUUUAGUUUAGAUAACCAGGUCUGUUUGUUUUGGCGGGAAAAACCUCCUGAACGAUGAAGCAAUGGACGCCACCAAGCUCUGUCUCUUCCUACUGUUUUUAUUGAGAGACAAUUGUGCGUUUUAAGUCUAAAACAGGUCACGUGUACUUCGGUUUUAUAUGUUUUAAAGAUCCAUACGUUCCUAAAACAGGUGGGCACUGUAGCGUUUAGCAAAAAUGACUUAAACCGGAGAAAAUGGUAAAUUUGUUGGGAACUAUUUCCAGCGGUGGAUUAAUACACAUUUGGUGCUGUAGUGAGUGUAUCUGGCAGCAGGACGGUGUGACAGUUUUGGCUACACAGGUAAUUCUUGUUUAUUAAUAUACAUUAAUUGUAGGUUUUGGUCUUUUCAUGGGAUUUGUUCACAAUAAGAAAAAUAAAGAAUAUCACCAGCUUUAUACUUUCAUCUAUUUGGCUUUUUUAUUUUGUAAUUAUUUGAUAACUGACUGACUGUCAAAGCAUUCAAAAAGGCACAUGUAGUUCAAUAAGAAAUAAAUCCAGAACAUUCAAAUGUA